CCCUGUGAGCUAGGGUUAGGGGUGGGGAGGAGCGGGGCUCCUAGCUGGUGGACUCCAAGCAGGAGGGAAAUGGAUUUGUUGGCGGGUGAUGGGUCCUGGAGGUCAGGAUCAAUAUUAUACGGAGUGGGUUCAGAGCCUGGGAUGGACAGGCCGGGUCAGGGCUAGACUGAGACACUGGCUAUGUCCCAGGGGCUGCUGCUGUGGCUGCUGCUGUGCCCAAGUGUGGCAGGGGCCUCCAGAGGGCCCCUUCGGCCCCUGUGCCAGCCUGUCAACGCAACCCUGGCCGCAGAGAAUGAGUUUUGUCCGGUCUGCAUCACCUUCACCACCAGCAUCUGUGCCGGCUACUGUCCUAGCAUGGUGCGAGUGCUGCCAGCUGCCCUGCCUCCUGUCCCCCAGCCAGUGUGCACCUACCGUGAGCUGCGUUUUGCAUCUGUCCAUCUCCCUGGCUGCCCACCUGGUGUGGACCCCGUGGUCUCCUUCCCUGUGGCCCUGAGCUGCCGCUGUGGGCCCUGCCGGCUCAGCAGCUCUGACUGUGGGGGUCCUAGGACACAACUGCUGGCCUGUGACCUCCCCCACCUCCCUGGCCUCCUCUUCCUCUGAGGCCAACCUCCCCACUCUUCUAUCUCCUGGAGCUAGCAGGUGUUU
This is a messenger RNA of Acomys russatus (golden spiny mouse), 645 nucleotides long. RefSeq names its product lutropin subunit beta. Gene Ontology annotation, molecular function: hormone activity. The transcript has 2 exons. Gene Ontology annotation, biological process: G protein-coupled receptor signaling pathway. Bases 181 to 600 code for a protein of 139 amino acids. Lineage: Eukaryota; Metazoa; Chordata; Mammalia; Rodentia; Muridae. Gene Ontology annotation, cellular component: cytoplasm; extracellular region. The record is from RefSeq and is a predicted model, not a curated record.